AUGCCGAAGGAACUCAUCACAGAUGAAGGACGUGGCUGGCUCCAUGAGGACAUGAUCGACUUCCUGGCUGAGCUCAACAUUCUCCACACGGUAGCACCGGGAGAAGCCCACACACGUUUAGGUGCAGUAGAACGACGUCACCAAGUUCUACGCAAAGCUGUGGAGAUCUACAUGAACGAUCGUGGUCUCAAAGAUGUUGAUGGACUUCGACAAGCUUUGGCCUAUGUGCUGCCCCAGGUGAACUCUUCUCCAACGGUGGCGGGGUGCUCCCCCACUCAAUGGGUCCUAGGCUAUCAGCCUGACUUUGCUGGCGACUUGACCAGCGAAGGCCUGAAUCCAUCUCACUUGGAUGGCUCCAACUUCGAGCAGACCCUGGAGAAGCGUUCAGCAGCCAAGGUAGCUUUGAUCAAAGCAGACCAAGAUCAACGACUUCGACGAGCACUUCUCAGGCGCUACUCUGGCACAAACGUGCUAUUGCAGCCGGGCCAGAUUUGUUGGUACUGGCGUGAUGCACGUGCAGCUGACUUGGUGAAGGUCAGAUGGAAAGGCCCUGCUCGGGUUAUCCUUCGUGAAGAUGAUGCCGAAGGAAAGCCGAUCGUCUACUGGAUCGCCCAUCAGACCCAGCUGCUUCGAUGUGCUCCUCAACAUGUCCGUGCCGACCACCGAGUGGCCUCUGACACCAACAUUGGUGGCCUUGAAGAAGCUCGCCGAGUUGUCUCUGAGCUGAAAUCCAGAGGGGUCACCCGCUUUGUGGAUCUGCAGCGUGCCAACAAAAGGCACAUUGAAGAGGUUCAGUCCGACGAAGAGGAGCUCUUUGAUGAUGAUGAUGAUGAUGGUGCUCCUGGACCUCCUCGACAACGGCCGAGAUUGGACUUAUCUCCAACCCUGGACUUUGUGGAGCGGCCUGAACUUGAUGUGUCUCCAACUCCAACAACGCCUUUGGAUGACACAGAUCCAGCCUUGGACUUGGAGGGCCUGGACUUACCUCCGGCUGGAACGAUGCCUGAUGCUGCAGACCCUGGUGGACCACCGAUCUUGGUGGAAGAUGACUCUGGUGAAGUGAUGCCUCCUCCUGCACACGUGCCUCUACGGCCACAUCUUCCAACUGCUGAUGAAACUGAACCCAGUGAGGAGCCAUCACGACCACCUUCAGUACGAUCUCCGGCACAAGUGCCUCCUUUGGACCCUGCCACUGUGGCGAUGUAUGAGCCAGCUGGCCCAAAUGACCGAUUUCGACUUCUACGACAACAGCAUGAACGACAUGAAACCUUGGUGUUGCCCUCCAGAUCAAGAGCUCAUCGCUCUCGCUCUCGACAUCGAGCUGAUCCAGGUGAAGCUGGGCCGACUUCCUCUACUCCGAACCCGAGGCCUGCUUCUGCUGGUGAACCUCAUGAGAGCUACUCUCAAGUGUUCAAUGUGGAGGACAUCCAAGGUGAUGAUCUGCCUUCUGGAUGGCAUGUGGACUCUGAUGGUGCCUUCGUUUUGAAAGAUGAAAAGAAACAUGAGUUGGAAGCCACAACGAAAAGCCGAAACACCAAGAGGAAGAAACCGCAGUCUGAGCUGCGAAUCAUCAAGGAGGAGCUGGAAGCUUCGGAAGAUGUCGAGAUGAUUGAGAAUGACCUGGCGCCAACGAAUGCCCUGGUCUCUGACUUUGAACAGGUUCCAACGAAUGACCUGACCCCAAAGAAUGCCCAAUUUCCAAAGAAUGACAUGGUUACACAGUAUGCCAAGGUCCCUGCCGAGACCUACAUUGCACAGUCCACUGAGCCCCUGGUCUAUGUGGACAUGCUGGUGAUGGUGAUAUGGUGGUUGAUGAAGCUACCUGGUGCUUCUGCCGCCCUAAUGGCGAUGUGCCUUACCGAGCACGAGGAGGUGAAGACGGAAAGCUCAAAGAGCUGGGAGUCCAUCUUCUUGGUGCUGGCCAUUUUGGCCCUAUGCUGCGCUGGCAUCUAUGUCUGGAAACUACGAGCUGACCAGCUGCGACUCCGAUGUCGGAUCGACAACCUGGAGGGCGAGCUGCAUCAUGGAAACCACCGGUCCAAUGUUUUGGUGGUGAUGUAUGAUGAGCUGCGUGGGUCCUAUGACCGCCGGACCACUGCCUAUGACCGAGCCCGCAGAGCUUUCGUGGAACAGCGUGCUGCAGCCCAAGAACUUCAAGGAGCUCUGGCGCUGGCUACGCAAGACUUGGGUGCUGGAUACCAAGCUCAGUUGGACGUGCGACAGCACGUUGGUCGAUGCCCGCUUGGUGACGAGAUCCACAUCCAGGAUGGAAGCUCCGUAUGGCAUCGCAAUGACGAGUGCGAUGAGCUGUACGAUAGUGGCCGUGAAAUUAGGAUUUUCCAGCCGUGCGCAAUUUGCGCUCAGCAGGAAUUAGUGGUUCCUGGUGACGAUGCCACCAGAUUUUUCGAUGAGCAUGGUAUGCGUGUGGUAAACGCUCCACCUGGGAUGCGUUUCAACUAG
Molecule: messenger RNA, 2460 nt
Organism: Cladocopium goreaui
Lineage: Eukaryota; Dinophyceae; Suessiales; Symbiodiniaceae
Source: the annotation of a GenBank genome assembly